Messenger RNA from Acyrthosiphon pisum (pea aphid), 1798 nucleotides. RefSeq names its product uncoupling protein Bmcp mitochondrial (gene Bmcp). NCBI's taxonomy places the organism in Eukaryota, Metazoa, Arthropoda, Insecta, Hemiptera, Aphididae. The record is from RefSeq and is a predicted model, not a curated record. Gene Ontology annotation, biological process: transmembrane transport. The coding region runs from base 498 to 1385 and encodes 295 amino acids. The transcript has 8 exons.
ACGGCCAUGACUCGGCUUGACUCAUGUCUCGUGGUAAUAACCAGUAAUCACCGAUUAUAAAAAUUCUUUACUGUAAUCGGAAUAAUUGGAUUUGGAUAACUCCAUUGUUCGUGUUCGUUUUUUUUAUCGACGUUUUUAGCAUGCAGACGUAGAGUUCAGUAGAGUCGCAACAAACAUUAUGUUAUGUCGACAGAUAACGGAAGAAUUUCUGACGCGAUUCAUGUCGCGGCGAACUGGUGCGUAUUUAUCUUGUUAUCAGUUAAGUUUGUUCGUUAUCUGAAGUACCCGAGUACCGGCCGUGCUGGACAAAAUCAUUUUAAUUUUUAUGAAACAACCGAAAUAUUGUUGUCCAACAACCAAACCACCGACUUUAUUCCUAUUAUAGUAUGCUAUAUUCUAGUAUUCCGUACAAAAUAACGGUUGAUCAAGUUUAACGGUUGAAGGUUUAGGCAGUGGUUAUUGUAGAAGAAAAAGAUUUUGAUCAUUAUUUUUGUGUAAUGGAAAAGAGGGAGUGGCCACUAUUUGUGUAUGGUGGUCUAUCAUCCUGUAUUGCCGAAUUUAGUACUUUUCCUAUUGAUACAACCAAAACUAGACUGCAAGUUCAGGGGCAAUUGGAUGGACGGUUUAAUAAAAUUAAAUACCGUGGAAUGGUAGAUGCUUUUUGUCAGAUUUAUAAACAAGAAGGUUUUUUGUCACUUUAUUCUGGAAUCAGCCCUGCAUUAAUACGUCAGUGUACAUAUGGUUCACUUAAGUUUGGAACGUAUUAUACAUUAAAACAAGCAACUAAUGAAUAUCUAAAUGUGACCGAAGAUGUAGCUGUAAAUUUUGGGUGUGCUAUAUGUGCUGGAAUAAUAUCUGCAUCUAUUGCUAAUCCUACAGAUGUGCUUAAAGUCAGACUUCAGGCUUUGGGUCGAGAUAAAACUGGAAUUUUUUUAGAUAAUAAUGUUUUUAAAUGUUUUCGUUACAUUUAUGUACACGAAGGACUCAGAGGUUUGUGGAAGGGAGUUGGACCAACAUCGCAACGAGCUGCAGUUAUUGCAGCUGUUGAGUUGCCAGUUUAUGAUUAUUGUAAACACAAAUUGAUGGACAUUUUUGGAAAUAAUAUUUUCAAUCACUUAGUCUCAAGUCUAAUAGCUAGUUUCGGAAGUGCUGUUGCGUCUAAUCCUAUUGAUGUAAUCAGGACUAGACUGAUGAACCAGAAGCACAAUAGAAAUACUGAGCUUGUUCAACAACAUAUCUAUAGAGGAAGUAUUGAUUGUCUAAUAAAAACUGUUAAGUAUGAAGGAGUUGUGGCACUGUACAAAGGUUUCGUUCCCACUUUUGUUCGAAUGGGACCCUGGAACAUAAUAUUUUUUGUGAUUUAUGAAAGACUGAAAACAAUAUAAGUUUUAAGCCUGUAUAAUUUAAAUAAAAUAGAGUAUCCAGAAAGUUAAAUUUAAUGUUGUUAUCAUCUAUUUUACACAUAAGUAUUAUGUUAUCAUUAAUGGAAAUAUAAAAAUUUAAGACAUUAUCCUGAGAAGUUAACACAACAUUUUAAUUUAUUAUGAUAUUUUAUUAAAUAUAUUUUUACAAUUAAUUAAUCAUACUUAUCAUACAAUUGUGAACAUUCAUAAAAACCACUUAUAAUGAAAAUAAGGACAUAAUCUGUUAACUUAAUUUAAUUGAAAUUGUAGUUAUAUUUUAAGUAUCAGAUUUAACUAUACCUUAAUUAUUCACAAACUAAUUUAGGUAUGUUACAAUUGAAUCAAGCAGCAGCAAAUACAUUUAAAACAAGUGAAUAUAAUAUUGUUGAAUUAAA